Lindgomyces ingoldianus is the source of this 1338-nucleotide messenger RNA. RefSeq lists its product as uncharacterized. The transcript has 2 exons. The record is from RefSeq and is a predicted model, not a curated record. NCBI's taxonomy places the organism in Eukaryota, Fungi, Ascomycota, Dothideomycetes, Pleosporales, Lindgomycetaceae. The coding region runs from base 1 to 1338 and encodes 445 amino acids. Gene Ontology annotation, molecular function: dipeptidase activity.
AUGGAAGAAGACGGUUUCGUUCUCAUAUUUAGGAGCGAAUGCCCUGAAAAUGUCCCUCAAGACGUUUCUGAGGAGUAUUUGUCAGAAAUUGACAAGUCCAUUGAGAGUCUCUGGGCGUCACUGUGGUCUCUAAACAAGUUCAUACACGAAAACCCCGAACUUGCCUUCGAAGAGCACAAGGCACACGAACUUCUAACGAAUUUCAUGCGGUCGCAAAAAGACUGGAAAGUCACAACAUCGGCCUAUGCAAUGGAGACGGCAUGGGUUGCGGUCUACGAUAGUGGAAAAGAGGGACCUGCUGUCUCUUUCAACGUUGAGAUGGAUGCGCUCCCUGAUCUAGGCCACGCGUGUGGUCACAAUCUUAUCGCCACAGCCUCGCUCGCCGCAGGUCUUGCAACAGCUGAGAUGAUCAGAAGACAUGAACUGCCUGGCAAAGUCCUCCUCUUUGGCACGCCUGGAGAAGAGGGAGGAGGAGGAGGCAAAAUCCGGCUCCUCGAGGCAGGCGCCUACGAGGGCGUCGACAUCUCCCUCAUCUCGCACCCGGGCAUCUCGCACAACAGCCCUCUUGUCCGGACCACCGCUUUCGCCCGGCUCGAGAUUGAGUACUUUGGACGUGCAGCGCACGCAGCAAACAGCCCUUGGCUCGGUAUCAACGCACUCGAUGCCCUUGUGAUCGCGUACAACGCGGUGGCUGUCCUGCGCCAGCAGACGAUGCCCAGCGAUGUGAUCGGCAUGCGCAUCACUAACGGAGGAGCAGCGCCGAACAUCAUCCACGCGUACGCUGCCGGAGUCUGUGUUAUCCGCGCAAUCAGUGCUUCUCGACUCAAAGAGCUCCAGCAAAAGGUCAGCGCCUGCUUUCGCGCCGGGGCCGAGGCCACAGGUGCUAGGGCGGAGGUCAAAAUCAUUCAGGGGUACGCCGACCAUGUGCCGAAUCACAUCCUCGCAGCGUCGUACACCAAGUACUGGAAUUUGUUACCCGACUUACCGGACCCGUUAAUACCGUGUGGAGACCAGUUUACUUGGGUCAACGCGAGCACGGAUCAGGGAAACAUCAGCUAUGCCAUGCCGAGCGUGAACGCGAGCUUCGCCAUCCCCCCAGGCCUCCAUGCAGGACAGCCGCACAGUCCCGACUUUGAGGAGGCAUCGGGUACUCAGGGGGCCUUCAUGAGAGCAUUGAGGGUGGGAAAGGCCCUGGCGGGGACGGCGGUAGACGUGCUUAGGUCGCCUGGGCUGAUUGACAAGAUUAAAGACCAAUGGAAGCGAGACAUGGAUGCUAUUAAAAAGCAAACGAUUAGUACCGUCGAAAGCAAAGGUAUUGACGAUGAUGACAUCGAUUGA